AGCUAGCUAGCUAGCAGCCUAGCUAGUGCAUGCCUCUCUCGAUCGAUGAUCGUAGUGGGAAGCCAUAGCGAAAAGUUGCAUCUGCAUGCGUGAUGUGAUACGCUGUUUGUACCGGCUGGAGAUGGAGAAAUCACUGAGAGUAGUGUACGGUGGUGUGUGAUCGCUGGUAGCUUUUAACAGGGACAAGCUAGCUAGCGGCUUCCUUCUUCUCUCUCUCUCUCCCGGUUCUCUUUCCUUGACCAACCCCCUUUGUUUGUUUUUCCCUCUCCGAUUUCAGUCUCUCUUUCUCUCUCCACACCUCUCUAGAUGUAGCCCAGCCUAUGGCCUUCGUCUUCUUUUAACCCUGCAUUCCUUUCCAGCCAGACGGUCUUAGCUUUGCCUGUCAUGGGGGUGGUCUGCUAGUAUCGUGCAGAGGCGUAGUGCUUACGGAGAGAGGCGUCAUAUAUAGCCGCCUCUCGCGAGGAGGCGAGAUCGAGCGAGGAGGAUGACGUGGUGCAACGGUUUCAACGACGUCCGCGCCCUCGUGGACAACGGCCUGUCCCCGGCCGUCGCCGUGGCCGCUGCGGGCAAGAAGGCGGCGGCGGCGUCGCUCGCCGUCCUGGUCAAGAUGUGCCCGUCGUGUGGGCACCGCGCGCAGUAUGAACAGGGGACCACCACGAUCCAGGACUUGCCGGGCCUGCCGGCCGGUGUGAAGUUCGAUCCGACGGACCAGGAGCUUCUGGAGCACUUGGAGGGCAAGGCGAGGCCGGACUACCGGAAGCUCCACCCCCUCGUCGACGAGUUCAUCCCCACCAUCGAGGGCGAGAACGGCAUCUGCUACACGCAUCCCGAGAGGCUUCCCGGUUUGAGCAAGGACGGGCUGGUCCGGCACUUCUUCCACCGGCCGUCGAAGGCGUACACGACGGGGACGAGGAAGCGGCGGAAGGUGCACAGCGAAGACGAGGACGGCGGCGAGACGCGGUGGCACAAGACCGGCAAGACGAGGCCGGUGCUGUCCAACGGCAGGCCCCGUGGGUACAAGAAGAUCCUGGUGCUCUACACCAACUACGGCAAGCAGCGCAAGCCCGAGAAGACCAAUUGGGUGAUGCACCAGUACCACCUCGGCUCCGACGAGGAGGAGCGCGACGGCGAGCUCGUCGUCUCCAAGGUCUUCUUCCAGACGCAGCCCAGGCAGUGCGGCUCGACCGCGGCUAAGGAGCCCGCCCUCGCCGCCGCUAACAACAAUGCACUUGCCGGCCAUCAGGGUGGUGGCAUUCUGAGAGGAGCAAGCGCUGUAGAUCAGUUCUACAAUCCAGCAAUGAUACGGUAUGGCCAGGGGAUCCCAAGUAACGGGGCAUCUGCUGCUGCUGCUGCUCACUUCAUGCCAAACUUUGCAGUUCAUGCAGGAAGGGCUAGCUAUGGCCCCUGAAUGAAUCAAUAAUUCAAGACAAAAGAUUAUACUAAAAACUACCAAUUCAUGGGUUAAUUAGGGGUGGAUCAGGUCUCAUCAGGGUGACAGGGGCACUAUCCGUGGCCUGAAAACGACAGCUCAAGUGAAGAUAUUACAUGUUGUGGGUAUAGGAGUAUCGUGCUCGUUGUACUCUAACCUGACAUUCAUUUAUGGAUAUAUUUUUUUUU
Messenger RNA from Phragmites australis (common reed), 1617 nucleotides. Its product is annotated as NAC domain-containing protein 73-like. Bases 485 to 1408 code for a protein of 307 amino acids. Gene Ontology annotation, molecular function: DNA-binding transcription factor activity; transcription cis-regulatory region binding. Gene Ontology annotation, biological process: regulation of DNA-templated transcription. Gene Ontology annotation, cellular component: nucleus. The transcript is spliced from 3 exons. The record is from RefSeq and is a predicted model, not a curated record. NCBI's taxonomy places the organism in Eukaryota, Viridiplantae, Streptophyta, Magnoliopsida, Poales, Poaceae.